Penicillium subrubescens is the source of this 381-nucleotide messenger RNA. RefSeq lists its product as uncharacterized. The transcript is spliced from 2 exons. Bases 1 to 381 code for a protein of 126 amino acids. NCBI's taxonomy places the organism in Eukaryota, Fungi, Ascomycota, Eurotiomycetes, Eurotiales, Aspergillaceae. The record is from RefSeq and is a predicted model, not a curated record.
AUGACUCUGCCAGAUCGUGACGUGAUGCCACCCCCGACGUCUCCAACAUCGUUUGACAAGUCAGGCACCUUGCCCAGCGCUCAUUUAUCACACCCUGCGCCCACGCCGACAAGUCGUGCGUCGCGAGCACAAUCGGAGAAGCUUGACACAAAUUCUCAGACCUUCUUAAGAAGGAAGUGCAAGGGCUAUCAGAAACCAAUCUCCGUUGGGCUUGUGGCGCAAGAUGGAGACACUGAGCGCGGACGCUAUAAAUGGCAACAGAUUGGCCUUCUCGGUGAUGAUAUUUCCAAGGCCGACAACGCAGUUCUUCUAUGCGGCACCUGCCACACCGAGUUCGAUAAGACCACCGAUCCAGGCUACGGGUUUUCCCUCCGACCUUGA